GGGUUCGUAUACCAUACAUCCGGCUGUACGGUGAGCACCGUACAGCCGGCCCAAUUUUAGUGUUUUUAAAUUACUUAACUGUUGGCCCGUGCUCCAAAAGCCCAAAAUUUGAAAAUACCCGGUUGCGGUAAAAUAAAAUACAUGAACGAUUUUUUUUAAAAACAAAAAGCAACUGCAAAUCUCUCAAAAACCGCAAUCUCUUCGCACGAGACACAACUCUUCCCAACUACACCGCCAUAUCUGUAUCUCGACAUUAAUGGUGACCAGUUAAUCGGAGUUGUUGCUUUACGAGCUAGAAGAAGACGGGGAAGGAGAUCUGAGUUCCGAAGUGUUAGGUUUUGAGUACUAAGAACGAACAGAGCUAUGGAUCUCGUUUCAGAAUGGAACAUGCUUUCAAAUGCACAUGAAGAACACGAAAGUGCUGAAGCAUCUGAAAAAAAUCCACCAACAAAGGUUGUAACAGAGAUUCCAGUCCUGCGUAAAAUACCAAAAAGGAAAGCAUUAAAAAGUCCAAAAGUUUCAAAAGCCCUGAAGCAACAAAAGAAGGUAGGUGUUCAAAAGAAAAGAAAAGCAUCUGAAGAGGUUUUAGAAGUUAAACAACAUACAGCUGCAGAUGAGGAUGCUGUUGAUGGAGAAAGUUUCAAGCAGAAUGAGGAUCCAGG
Molecule: messenger RNA, 662 nt
Organism: Cuscuta epithymum
Lineage: Eukaryota; Viridiplantae; Streptophyta; Magnoliopsida; Solanales; Convolvulaceae
Source: the annotation of a GenBank genome assembly